AUGUCAAGAUAUUACGACAGCGUUCAUCUAGCCAGCGACCAAAAGGAUUUGCUUAUUUCAUAACUUAAGGCCGAAAUCUUUGAGAUCCAGCAAAGAGAUAAAGACUAUCUAGCCCUUAGAGACCAACUUCACAACAUCCAAUCUAAGUAUAGACAUCUUCAAGAUGAAAAGGUAACUUUCAUUCAAAAAUUAACAACAACAUAGCUUCUUCAAGAUAAUGACUUCAGAGGAAAGCACGAGGGCAAUGCUAUGAGCAUUAUGGCCUUAAAAAAGGAAAUUGACGACCUUAGAUUCUUAUUGAAUGAGAAAUCUAGAGUUAAUAACGAUUAUCAAUAGGAGAUCGCUGCAAAUAGAGAUCAAAUUAACAGAAAAGAAGGAGAUAUUACUGGCAUUUAAAGAGAUCUCGCUCAUAAGUCAGACUAAGGCUAUCAAAUCAGAAAAGAUAUUGACAACCUUAGCUACGAAGUCUCAAAGCUUAAGGAGGAGAAACUUAAGGAUCUCGAUGAAAUUGCCAGAUUGAGAGAGCUCUCUGCCUACAGAGAGAGAGAAAACGGCGACUAAGCUCAAAGAAUUAGAGGUGUUGAUUAUGACCUCCUUAAGAAUCAAGAAAGAGCAUCAGAGCUAGGCAAACUUGCCGAGUCAAAGGAGUUCGACUUGAGAAGAACUUCAGAAGCUCUUGAUUCAGCUCAAAUUGAACUAGCCAGACUAAAGGACGAGUCUCAAAGACUUCAAGGUGACAACCUCGGUUAGCAAAGAUAAUACGAUAGAUAAAACGAGGAGAAAGUCGCACUUUUAAGACAAAGAGACUUAGAGUUGUAAAAGAACAGAGAGCUAAGCGCUCUUUUAUUCGAUCUUGAGAGUAAAAACAGAAGCAGAGACGAUCAAGUUAUUGUUAUCAGAAAAGAGCUAGAUGAUGUUAAGUUCAGCAACUCUAGUAUUCAUGAUAGAAAUAGUGACUUGAGAGCUGAGAUUGCAGCAUUAUAAUAGCACAUCGCAGUUCUUGAAAAUCAAAAUAAAGAGUUAAAUAGAGAAUUAGAAAAGUUCGUUGAGACAGACGAGUAGAUCAGAACCACUCUCAACAGAAGAGAAAGAGUAGUUGAACUUAGAUAAAAGACAGAGCAUGAGUUACAUAAGUCCAUGUACGACUUAGAAAGGUCAUCUCCUCAAAGAAGAUACAGAUGA
Stylonychia lemnae is the source of this 1182-nucleotide messenger RNA. The record is from the annotation of a GenBank genome assembly. NCBI's taxonomy places the organism in Eukaryota, Ciliophora, Spirotrichea, Sporadotrichida, Oxytrichidae.